Stereum hirsutum FP-91666 SS1 is the source of this 1554-nucleotide messenger RNA. Its product is annotated as phosphotransferase family protein. The record is from RefSeq and is a predicted model, not a curated record. Lineage: Eukaryota; Fungi; Basidiomycota; Agaricomycetes; Russulales; Stereaceae. Gene Ontology annotation, cellular component: mitochondrion. The coding region runs from base 1 to 1554 and encodes 517 amino acids. The transcript has 4 exons.
AUGGUUGUGGAAGACAAGGUCGGCCCAAGAACAGAAGGUGCGGAUCCCGACCGUUUCUUUCCGUAUACCUCUGGUCGGUGGAUUCACGACGAAAGACACCAGCUUUCUCUUCGUUACCGUCGUUUCAACAUAGAUGCCUUGAAAGAGGUGGUGGCGCGCGCAGGAGGUGGAAAGACCAUUCUCGAGAUGGACAAGUUAGCAGAGGGGGCGUAUAAUAAGAUCUUCCAGUGUAAGCUUGACAAUGGUCUCGAACUCAUCGCGCGCAUUCCGACGAUCCUCGCUGGGCCCGGUCGUCUCGUCACCGCGAGCGAGGUCGCCACCAUCGACUUUGUUCGCUCCCAGCUUGGAGUACCUGUCCCUCGUGUCCUCGCAUGGUGUGCAGACGCAUCGAUCACACCGGUCGAGACAGAGUACAUCGUGAUGGAAAAGGCGGCUGGGAUAGAACUCGGCAAGGUUUGGGACAAGAUGUGCUCGGACACGAAGGAUGCUGUCGUCCGAGAGUGGGUAGAUAUUGAGGCACGGCUGCUGGCUCCCAUCUCAGGGGGUUAUGGCAGCGUUUUCUACCGCGGUGACAUCGAUCAGGCGGUUUCUCGCGAUAUAAUGGUGGACGGCACUCGGCAAGAUCGUUUCGUCCUAGGACCUAGCGUCUCCACGACAUUCUGGGAGGGAGAGAGACGGGACAUGGAUAUUGAUCGUGGACCCUGGAAAAAUGCGCUAUCGAGUCUUAAGGCCGAAUCCCUUCGUGAGCGUUCUUGGAUAGAAAAGUAUGCGAUCCCCAAUCCAAACCCCGGCCCUUUCGAUCCACCUGUGAACAUCCAGCACCCUCCGUCACACCUCUCCCUGCUCACACGGUACGAAUCCGUACUUCCUUACCUCCGUCCUCCAGCCCGUGGCGUGGUGCGCCCAACUCUGUGGCACACCGAUCUACAUUUUGGCAACAUCUUCGUCUUACCGGAGGACUUAGCCAACGGAAAGGUCACGAUCACGGCUGUCAUAGAUUGGCAGCAUACCUCCCUGCGACCUCUAUAUCUGCAGGCUCGUACCCCUCGCUUCAUUCGUUACCACCCACCUCCAGAAACAUUUGACCAGCAGGAAACGGCACUUCACAAUGAGCUGACGAAUCGACAUAAACUGUACGCGGCGACCUGCGCCUCACGAAGUCCAGACUAUUAUCGCGCGCGCUCUUUCCAUACUAGGGACCUCAUCAUACCACCGAUCCAGUUCGCCGGUCGUAUUUGGUCUGGGGGCUUUGUGCCUCUCCGGGAGUCCCUUAUUCGGAUUGUGGAUCGAUGGGACGCGUUGGGGCACGCCGGUCUGGCGUGUCCAAUCGAGUUCUCGGCAGCCGAAAGGGAGAUGCAUGCUGUGGAUGCUGCUGAGUGGCAAGAGACCGAGGAUGUGCGUGUGUUGAUGCAGGAGCGCAUAGGUGUUCAAGAGGACGGCUGGGUGUCGGUCGAGGAGUACGAUGAUGCGGUGGCGCGGAAUGAGGAAUGCAAGAGAGAGUUCAUGGAAAGUAUGCCACCCGGUGAGGAAAGGGACGAUUUCAUGCGUGUGUGA